UUAUCACAGUCGGCCGAGACUCACUCCAUUCAAAAGAAAAUCAUAAAAACAAUACAUCAAAUUCCGUCUCAUACUUUCUACCAUUCACACACAUUUAUUUUGAUAAUUUAUACCAUCUUGCCUGCAAUUUAUACGCAAAACUCCUUCAGCGAUGGGCAAGAAGUUGAAAUUUCCGAGGGGCAGAGCAAAGUGAAGUCCUUUUUCCGCAGCGAGGACAUGGAGCUGUGCCAGCUGCUCUUGCACGUGGACAAUGCCUUCGACUGUGUGAUGGAGCUGGGUCACCACGGCAUGAUACAGUUCAACAACAUCUACGACGAAGACCGGCUGCUGAACAAUCUCUACACGAAGAAGGUGACCCAGUGCUAUGAGUACCUGCGUCUGGUGGACAGCCUGCAGCAGCAGAUCAUCCAGCUAAAUGUCAACGAAAUCUUCUAUCCGAAUGUGGACCAAGAGGACCGGAUGCGGGAGAGGGAUCUGCGCGGCUACGGGGACAGCCUGCGGCGCCUGCACCUGGAGGCCACCACCGUGAUGGAGCACUACCAUCGGCUGGAGACCCGACGCUACCGGAUGAUGGAGCAGUGCUUUGCCAUCACCAAGGCCAACAAGUUCAUGACCGCGGACAGGGGCAGCGAGCUGCUCUACUCGGAGAGCACCAUCGGGGGCCUGGUGCAGGACGUCUCUCUGCCGGCCAGCCAAGUGCAAUAUGGUGCCCAGCUCAGCUACUUGCUGGGAACGAUACGGGCGGAGAAGUUCUGUAGCUUCGAGCUGAUCCUUUACCGGAUUUGCUCCUACAACCUGAUCAUCAGGUUCGCCGAGAUGCCCAAACCCAUCGUAGUGUAUACGGGAAGGCAGCCGGAGACGGUGCGCAUGUUCGCCGUUCUCAUGAUCACCAGCUCCUCGACGAUUUGGCCCAAGGUCCAUAAGAUCUGCGCCCACUACCAAGUUCACAUCCACGAUUGCCCAUCAUCCGCCAAUCGGCGAGAGGAGCGGACCAAGGAGCUGGCCCAGGAGAUCAAGAACAUCGAGAGGGUGCUCAAGGAAGCCGAGAUGAUGCGUCGCCAGAUCCUCGAGGUUGCAGCCCGGGAUCUGUUCAUUAUCCGCGUCAAUCUGCGCAAGGCCCUGCGAGUCUAUGACCUGAUGAACCGCCUCCGAUUGGUGGGUGGAGUGCACGAGGCCAAGUAUCUGCUGGCCGAGGUCUAUCUGCCAGUCUCGGAAUUGGCCAAUGCGAGGGACACCCUCAUAAAUGCCAACCGAUUGAGUGGAGGAGCAGACCGCACGGCUGAUAAGAAACCAGGCACCGAGAGUGUACAUUCCGUGGAUUCCGAUACAACCGAAAGGAAGGUCUAUGAUCCCAUGGAAAAUGCCAAGUAUGCCACUCGCCCCAUGCUGCUGAAGAAGACGCGCAUGGUGAACCACAUACCGCCCACGUUCUUUCGCCUCAACAAGUUUACCAAAGGGUUUCAGGCCCUGAUCGAUGCCUACGGCAUGGCGGACUACAAGGAGCUGAAUCCUGCCCCAUACACCAUCAUCACGUUCCCCUUUCUGUUCGCCGUCAUGUUCGGGGACAUGGGUCACGGCAUCCUGCUGGCUCUCUUUGCCGUUCUGAUGAUCUGGAGGGCCAAGCAGAUCGAAAGAGAGCAGAUAAGUUCCAUUUCGGAGAACGAAAUAAUGAAUAUUCUGUUUGCCGGACGCUACAUCAUCCUGCUAAUGGGAGUCUUCUCCAUCUACAUGGGUUUCAUCUACAACGUUGUGCUGUCCAAGAGCAUGAACCUGUUCGGGUCCAGCUGGAGCUGUCGCUACAAUGCCAGCACCGUGAGUGACAACUUGGUGGAGCUGACCUUUGAUUCGUCGAGCAAGAACUUUUAUUCGGGCAACCCGUAUCCCAUUGGCAUGGAUCCCGUGUGGGUGGUGUGUGGCCAGGUCUCGAUCACCACCACCAAUUCGCUGAAGAUGAAGAUGGCCAUAAUUCUGGGCGUUAGCCAGAUGCUGUUCGGCCUGGGCCUGUCCGCCGCCAAUUGCAUCCUGCUCAAGAAGAAGGCGGACCUGCUGCUGGUGGUGGUGCCCCAGAUGGUGUUCCUGGUGUGCCUGUUCUGCUACCUGUGUUUCCUCAUCUUCUUCAAGUGGCUGACCUACGGCGGAUUGAAGCCGCAUCCGCAUACCUCAUCCUGUGCGCCCUCCGUCCUGAUCACGUUCAUUAACAUGAUGCUGAUGAAGAAGGAUGUGCGGAACGAAAACUGUCCCCUUGGCAUGUUUCCCGGCGAGCGACAGCUGGAGUAUGUCCUCAUCAUACUGGCCGUGCUCGCCAUCCCUGUCCUCCUGGCGGGAAAGCCGCUGUAUGUCAUGCGCAAGAGGAAGAAGGAGAAGGUUGAGGAGGAAAGGAGACAGGUCGAAGCACGGGCCGCCAGGAGUCGCCGGCAGACGAUCAAGGAGAUGCGGUCCGAGGUCAGGUACGACUACGAUGAAACCGCCAGCUCCGAGAUCCUCAAGACUCGGGUCUAUGAAAUGGAGAACGAGCACGACAUGUCGGAGAUCUGGAUCCAUUCGGGCAUCCACACCAUCGAAACGGUUCUGGGUUCCAUCUCGCACACGGCAUCCUAUUUGCGGCUCUGGGCCCUAUCCCUGGCCCACGAUCAGCUCUCCGAGGUCCUGUGGCACAUGAUCCUGUCGAAGGGAUUGAACAACGAUAUGCCCCUUUACUACGGUGUGCCCAUGCUCAUGGCCGCCUUCAUCGCCUGGGCCACACUCACGGUGGCCAUCCUGCUGAUGAUGGAGGGACUGAGCGCCUUCCUGCACACCCUGCGACUCCACUGGGUGGAGUUCCAGUCCAAAUUCUUUAACGGCGCCGGCGAGGUCUUUAGACCCUUUAGCUUUCCGCCCUCCAAUCACAGGAGUUAAACUUAUGUAUGUUUAUAAAUUUCACAGUUCCUCGUUUCUUUUUAGAAAAUUCUUAAAUGAAUUUAAAAUUAUGA
Messenger RNA from Drosophila serrata, 2969 nucleotides. It is a transcript of the gene Vha100-3, whose product is annotated as Vacuolar H[+] ATPase 100kD subunit 3. The record is from RefSeq and is a predicted model, not a curated record. NCBI's taxonomy places the organism in Eukaryota, Metazoa, Arthropoda, Insecta, Diptera, Drosophilidae. Gene Ontology annotation, biological process: vacuolar acidification; proton transmembrane transport. Gene Ontology annotation, cellular component: vacuolar proton-transporting V-type ATPase, V0 domain; vacuolar proton-transporting V-type ATPase complex; plasma membrane. Gene Ontology annotation, molecular function: proton-transporting ATPase activity, rotational mechanism; ATPase binding.